Salpingoeca rosetta is the source of this 3243-nucleotide messenger RNA. RefSeq lists its product as uncharacterized. Bases 122 to 3205 code for a protein of 1027 amino acids. The transcript is spliced from 24 exons. Lineage: Eukaryota; Choanoflagellata; Craspedida; Salpingoecidae. The record is from RefSeq and is a predicted model, not a curated record.
GCGCUGUUGAAGAACAAGACGAAGAAGAACGCGCUCAAGACAACAAGUGAAGCAAGCAAGGAAGACAAGAGAAGCACAGGAAGGCGAGAAUAACGACCAAGGCAAGCAAGCAAGCAAGGCGAUGGAUGCGUGGGAACUUCGACAGGGUCUCGACAGCAAGAAGCAGCACCAGCAACAGCAAGGGACGACACCAGAGGAGGAUGCUGAUGUUGCGCAACAGGGCCCGCAGGCGCCAGCCCCAGCCUCCUCGUCCACUGGCCCCGUCUACAUGAGGGAGGAGGAUGCGCAAAUGACAAAGUUUGCCAUUGCAUCCCUCCUGGCACACGUGCUGUCCACAGAGGGUGAGCUAGCCACGUGCUCCGCAUCCAAGGAUGACCCGCUCUGCAAGACCCCAGAGCAGAGGAUGGAGUGGAGGGUGAAGCUGCUGAACAACGUGCUGGAAGCCCUCGAGAUGACGGGCAGCCGGGCAACGCUGGAGGCUGUGGUGACUGGGGAAAUCACCAUGGACUGCUACACGCUGCUGGACGCCAUUCUGCGCCAGAACAACCUGGAGAAGAACAACAUGCUCUCCCUCGUCCUCGCACAGGCCAUCAAAGACGGCGUGUACGAUGCGCGCGUGCGUGCGUGCGUGGCGCGGUUUGCGCUUGAGCUGAACAUCAGCACCGCUGUUCUCCGUCGACACGAGGCCGUCAUCGCCACCGCCCUCGAGAGCGCCCUCCACGACGGCGCGGAGGAGGUUGAGGACGAGCGGAAGCGGCAGAUUGCGCGGGCAAAGAGGAACCGCUAUCUCAAGAUUGGUCUCGGCACCGUCAUCGGCGGCACCGUCAUCGGCGUGACUGGCGGCCUGGCUGCGCCGCUCGUUGCUGCGGGGGCGGGCGCCAUCUUCGGCACCUCCGCCGCCGUCUCCCUCGGAAGCGUCGCCGGCAUCUACGCAAUCGGUUCGCUGUUUGGCGCUUACGGUGCGCGCAUGGGCGCAUACCGCAUGAGCAGGAGGGAUGGCCAGCUGGAAGAAUUCAAAUUCCUGCCCAUGCAGGACCAACCAGACAGUCUCUCCGUCACCAUUUGCAUUUCCGGGUGGAUCACAAAUCCAGACGACAAGUACAAGGACUAUGUCGAACCCUGGCUUGGCCUCAACAUCGAAACAGAGCAGUACUGCCUGCUGUUUGAUUACAAGCAGAUGCUCGCCCUCGGCGUUGCCCUCGAGAAACUGCUUAAGGCCGAGGCGGUCGGGUACGUCGUGUCUGAAGUCCUCAAGCGGACGGUGCUCGCCUCGCUCAUGGCCGCCGUCGCCCUCCCAGCUGCAAUCCUCAAGAUUGGAUCGCUGGUUGACAAUCCGUGGUCGGUCGCCGCAAACAGGGCAGAGCGCGCCGGCAUUGAGCUGGCAAGCGCCCUCCUCUCACGCGCACAGGGCAAUCGGCCCGUGACGCUGGUUGGGUUCUCGCUGGGCGCCCUCACCGUCUUCCACUGCCUCAAGGAGAUGAGCAGACGCAAACACGCUGCAGGCGUGGUUGAGAACGUGUUUCUCUUUGGCGCCCCCGUCACCGGCGAUCCAAAUGUGUGGGCGUCGUUUGAGCACGUGGUUGCAUCACGUAUCGUCGUCGGAUACAGCAACAAGGACUGGCUCCUCGCCUUUCUCUGCCGCGGUGCCGCCUUCAGCAUGUCUGUUGCUGGCGUCCACGGCGUUGCCUCGCCGCUGGUUGAGAACUUGGACCUGAGCGACAUUAUCCAGGGUCGCACCAACUACGCCGGGAACAUGGACAAGAUCCUCUCGCGUGCAGGUCUUCGCCAGUGCCAGUACGGCAGCCCCCACCGCGGCACCAUCGGCUCGCGCGUGUAUGUCCCAAAGUUUGGAUACGGCAUUCACAGGUACUAUGGAAUGCUGAAACUGCCUGAGGACAAAACACGCCAGCCGCCAGCGCAGCAGCAGCAACAGAAGCAACAACAGCAGCAGAAGCAACAGCAGCAACGGCAGCAACAGAAGCAGCAAGCUGCACAAUCGAAGAUGCCACCAAAGCAGCAAAAGCAGCAGCAGCAGCAGCAGCAGCAGAAGUCAUCAUUCCUUGGCGGGCUGUUUCGCUCGUCGUCGGUGUCCUCGUCCCGCUCGCGAACAGCGACGGCCUCAUCGCCAUCACCAGCAUCAUCAUCAUCGACGUCGACAGCAGGAGGCAAGACGGGCAGCAGCAACAAGGGGUCGCCCGCUGCCAACAAGGGUGAGCUCGAUCUCGAAGCGUUUGAUGACGCGUUGGCGGAACUGUCGGAGGAAGCGCAGGCAACGAAGAACAAGCACAAGCAGCAAGCGCACAAGCAUCAGCCGUUUGAGAGCGGCAAUGGUGGUGAUGAUGGUGGCGUGGAGGUGAUGGCUGAGACGACAACAGCGCCUGUUGAGGACGAGAUGUCCAUUUCCACCGCCAUUGAACGCGAGCAGCAGCACGAACAGCAGCAGCAGCGAAAAGGAGAGACACAGGUACCCGGUACGAGUGGCGCUGAUGCGACACACGAUGAUGGUGUUGUGGAUGUGGUGACAAAGGGUGCGAGUGACGACACCGCCGACGCCGCCACCAGCAGGCCAGCGCCUGGUCUUGGCGUGAAGGAGGUGGCACAGGAGGGCGCCGUGUACGGAGCAGCCAAGGUUGUGGGCGGCCUUGCACAGCGCGCGAUGAUGCUUGCAAGCAAAGGCGACACGGGCAACGUGCCGCUGGUGUGGAUUGGCGUUGCAUUUGACGACCCCGUUGCCGCAAACGACGGAACCGUCAAGGGCGUCACCUACUUCAAGACGUGCAAGCGUCACGGCGGGUUCUUCUCCGCGCGAUCUGGCGCCGUCCGUCUCGCAGACGACGAGCGGGGGAUGGGGAAAUGCUAUUCGUGCCUGUGCAUGCGCAACCGGUUCCGCAAGUGCUACUCGCCGACGUGUCUCGCUGCCUACGAUCGCGGCGUCGCUGCGCGCACAUAUGUCCCGCCGCCCGUCGAUGAGGAGGAGGAGGAGGCCGCAAAACAGCAGGGCGGUAACGUCGUCUCUCGCACAUACCGCAACGUCGGGCGCACCCUCUCACGCUGGACGCACACUGCGCUGUGGGGCAAGGACGAGACAAGCAACGACCGUGAGGAAGGAGAGGAGAAGCGGAAGGCGGGUGUCGACGACGCCAGCGACGAUGACGAUGAUGAUGGCGCGAUUGCGUCAUCAACGAAGGAUGAGUCCUCCGCAUAAACAACAACAACAACAACAACAACAACAACAACAACAAC